Molecule: messenger RNA, 1340 nt
Organism: Phoenix dactylifera (date palm)
Lineage: Eukaryota; Viridiplantae; Streptophyta; Magnoliopsida; Arecales; Arecaceae
Source: RefSeq, a predicted model, not a curated record
UCCCUACUUCAGAUUUGGGGCUUAGGUCAGGGUGGCUCAAUUGGACGUCGGAUUCUCUUCUCCAUUCCUCGAAGACGCUUCUCUUCCUCUCCCUUUCCCACUCCGCGGCGGCCGGCGACGGCCGGCAGACGUCGACGGAAGACGGCGCCUUCCCCCCUUCCCUCCUGUCUAUUCUUUCUUGAGAAAUAUUUAUAACACAGGUUUCACCCUCGGAGACGGAAAUAGUCUUAGAGUUGCCGGCACGGAGACCAGGGCAUCCGUGCCGGUUGUUCCGACUGUCUUCUCAAUCUCACGAGAUCCGUUCUUCUUUUUUCUAUUUCUCAGGAGAGGCGGUAGUGGAGGUGGAGGAGAGAUGCAGCCAUAGAAGUUGACUGGUAUGGCAAAAGCUGCUGUAGUUGAGCCUUCUUCUUCCAAUACCUUGCCAUUUGGGAGAGCGCAGUCUGAUGUGAAAAUGAAAAGGAAGACCCCCUCAGAGCUUAGAGGGGAACAGUUGAAGCGAAGGGGUGGUGAGAUGCUAGCUGGCUGGGGAUUGCCUCCAUUGCUGGCUUCUGACAGGGUCAGCAGUGGAAUGAACGAUGGGGUUAAGAAACCUGAAUCAUUGAAGAUUCCGAAAUACAUCGACACCCAUGUUGAUGAUGUGUAUCCUGUCAAGAAGUCCAGUGAGAGAUGCAGAGUACUUUAUGGAAAAGCUAAGGUUGCAAAGGAUCCUUCAAUUACCAAUGAAAUGUCUAAUGACCUUGCUAAUCUGUCAGCUGCCUGUAGCUUUCCAGCUAAAGGCAUGUCCUUGGUUUCAUGUGGUAAUGCUGCUCCUCUUAAAAACUCCGAGUGUCCUGGCCAGUCUGCCAAGGAUGUUAGCGAUCAAGGUUUCCGCAAGAUUGAGAAAUGUAGCCAAAAUGCAUUGCGUAAUGUUGUUGAUCUUCAUCUGGGAAAUGAGAAGCUAGCUGAUUGUGCCAGCAUUGAUAUGGAAAAAGCGCUUAAAGGGUUUGUUGCUCGUGAUGUGCCUGCAAGAUCUGGUUUGUUGGCUGAUUCUUCUGGAAGACUUGGUGAACUUCUGUCAAACUCUUCAAGCACUUUCCGUUCUGAAAUUCUCAUGCCUGGACAUAGGGCUCCUCUUGAUUUGACUUUGAAAACUACCUUGCGUAUUGUUUCAUCAACCUCAGUGAAAUGGUGUCAUAGGGUAGGUGCAAGUCCUGCUACCAUUGAUAUAAGCCAGUUUACUCAGUUUUCUUGCCAUAAAGAUAAAAAAAACUGGCUGCACAUCUGGGCAUAGUGCCACUGCUGAGAUCUUGUAUUCAAAGGCUUUGCAUUCAUGGGCAUAUCCUCAGUCUUCUCUGCUCCUU